ACUCGUACAUACAAAUAUCAAAAAAACUGCACACAUAGAAACGUUUCCCGGCUGAUAACUUUGCCGAAUGGAAUAAUGGACAUCCGCUGGGGUUGCGAACCGUACACGCAUAUGUUUUAGUAUUCGAUAUGGGCAACUUGGAAACAUUUCAGUAUUGCCGUGCGAUGAGAGAGCAAAUAUUGGACAGUUUUAGUCAUCGUGAUUUUAGUAUAAUAGUAAUUGGUAAUAAAUACGAUACGGUCACCGAGGUGCAGGCCAAUUCACAGGAGCUGAAGGAUAUUUCAACGUUGGUGCGCAAACAUUGGCGUUGCGGCUAUGUGGAAUGCUCUGCCAAGUACAACUACAAAAUUGGCGAUGUAUUCCGGGAAUUGAUGGGCUGUACAAGCACCGGUGCCAUCGUUAGCGAAUUCACACAAUCAACUAGGAAUAAAGGACGUUGCACAAUACUUUAGCGUUAUCUGCAGAGAUUCUUCAGAGAAAGGAUGUGAGUCGCAGCAAAGGCAUGUGAGCUACAGCUGCAAAAUUUCAAGGGCCACAGCAACCAAACGCAAACGAAAGCCGCCAAAAUAUUAGUAUAAGUAUUCAACAGACCACCUAAGUAGGUUUCGAAACCAGGUUGUUGCAGCUGUUAGCUCUCGUGAACGCGAAUUUGUAGUAGUAAGCCAUAGGUAGCCAAUAAGUAACGAAUAGGUUUAAAUAUUUAGAAAAAAAUAUUGUAGUUAAAAAGUAAAACGGAGAUAUACUUAAUUAAACGAGGGAACAAUAACAAUUACUUAUAUAUUUUCGCUUUGCCAAAAAUUGCCAUAAAACUAAACUACUAAUACCAAGUUUUCUAACCAUGAUUUCGUCCUGAGAGCACCUCCGAAAGUGGCACCAGCCAUUGCAAGAGUUACACUUGACUGAUGUCAGGCUCCAAGGAACGAACCCUGGUCUGAUGCACGGAACAGACUGUGCGGAGGACCAAGAGCUGCUGAUUUGUCCCCGCACUGAGAUUGGAGAAGAGGGUUGUGGGUCUGAGAGGGAGUUGUGUUGCACCGGUGGGCUCCUUACUGUUGAGGUUUGAUUUGUGGCAGCAGUUUGAAGUGCCGGCACAUUUGACGAUGAAGCCGUUGAGGCAGAUGCUGCCUGGUGGAAAAUAAUACGUCUCCACAUACCGUGUAGAUCACUCCCUAUGUGUCUUAAGGCCUGAGCAGGUCGUAAUAUAGCACCACCCGUUGCACUUAUUGCACCUAUCCGAGGCGGAGUUCGGGUGGAGCCGUUUGUGACAGAUGCAGCAGUAGAAUACUUCUGAUCCAUGAUUGGGUUCAAUACCAGCCCUAAAGAGAAGUAUUUGGAGCAAAUUUGCUGCAUAGGAUUGAUCCUGUUAUGAUAGAUUGGGGGUGAGGUAAGGUACACUAGACAAGGCUAUUUUACUGAGGCGACAGCCCUAGGUCGGGAAAAACCCGAGUCAUUCCAGUAACUUAGAAUCAGCUGCCAUGGGAAUGAAGGUCUCAAAGAUUCAUUGCAGCCCUUCACGCUUUCGCAGUAGCUUCUCCAAGAGUUCCGCUUAGCAGUUCUAAUUUCAGACAGAUUCCUAACCCUCUUUAUACAGUUCCCAUCCUGGGACAGACUUAAUUCGUCUAGCACUAUUAAAUAGAGGUCGGCACGAAGCCCUAAGUUCAACAAGCUUAAUUGUUCACCAAAGCGGUUCUUCCUUCUUAGGGAGUAUUCUAAUUGGACAGCGACGGAUCAUGUGGUUGGAGCCAG
This is a messenger RNA of Anastrepha ludens (Mexican fruit fly), 1746 nucleotides long. Its product is annotated as ras-like protein family member 10A. The record is from RefSeq and is a predicted model, not a curated record. The coding region runs from base 129 to 452 and encodes 107 amino acids. Gene Ontology annotation, molecular function: GTP binding; GTPase activity. The transcript has 4 exons. Lineage: Eukaryota; Metazoa; Arthropoda; Insecta; Diptera; Tephritidae.